Molecule: messenger RNA, 1443 nt
Organism: Vespa velutina
Lineage: Eukaryota; Metazoa; Arthropoda; Insecta; Hymenoptera; Vespidae
Product: sialin-like
Exons: 8
Coding region: 1-1443 (480 amino acids)
Biological process (GO): monoatomic anion transport; transmembrane transport
Cellular component (GO): plasma membrane
Molecular function (GO): transmembrane transporter activity
Source: RefSeq, a predicted model, not a curated record
AUGAUGUUUUUGGCCUGUAUGUUCUCAUAUGUGAUACGUACAAAUUUGUCUAUUACCAUUGUUGCUAUGGUAAAUGCGACCAGUAAAACUGGAACUGUUGGUCCUCUUUGUAUUGAAAGUUCUCUUACGAGUAAUAAAACUACUGAAUUAAAAGAUUAUGGUGAACGUUAUGAGUGGAAUCAGCAUAUACAAGGGCUAUUGCUUUCUGGAUAUUUUUAUGGCGUUUUACCAGCCAGCGUACCAGCCGGACUUUUAGCUGAAAAGUAUGGAGGUUCUAAAGUGGUUGCAUUUGCCACGUUAAUUCCUGCAGUAUUAAAUCUUCUGAUGCCAUGGGCUUCUAGUAUUCACUAUGGCUUUGUUUUUGUGCUUCGUUUUAUGAUGGGAUUUUUUGGUGGUGCUGUUUAUCCUGCUCUUCAUGCAAUGAUUGCAAGAUGGGUACCACCUAGCGAAAAGGGGAUGUUUGUGUGGACUAUGCAAGGUGGACCUUUUGGUACAGUUGUAACAUUUUCUUUAUGCGGUCAAGUAAUCAGUGCUUUUGGAUGGAAAGCAGCAUACUAUGUUACCAGUGGACUUAUGUUACUUUUUUAUGUUCUGUGGGUUUAUCUUAUAUAUGAUACACCUGAUGUUCAUCCAGGAAUCACUCAAAAAGAAAAAUUAUAUAUAAAAGAGCAAAUAGGUACAUCUAUAUCAAAACAAAAGAUGCCACUUCCUAUAAAAUCUGUUAUCACAUCGGUACCAUUCUUAGUUCUAUUAUGGGCUCACUUUGCAAAUAUGUGGGGCAUAUAUUUCAUUGCAACUAAUGGUCCAAAAUAUACUUUGGAGGUACUUGGAUUCAACAUGAAAUCGGGUGGCUUUCUAACAGGUUUACCUUAUAUAGCAAGAUUAGGUGCUGGAGUAUUAUUUGCAGCUGCAGGUGAUUAUAUUCGAAGAAAAAAUAUUUUAACUUUAGGAUUGAUUCGUAAAAUAUUUAUGCUGUUUUCACAUAUGGGUCCAGCUGUUGCCUUGAUUAUUAUGACUUAUGCUGGAUGUGAUGCAACAACAGCAAUGGUGAUGUUGAUCUUGGCAUUGACUUUUAAUGGUGCUGCUUGCCAAACUAGUUUAGUAAAUCAUCAAGAUCUUGCACCGAACUUUGCUGGUUCUUUGUAUGGUGUUAUGAAUACUUUUGGUAGUUUUCCUGGAUUUAUUAUCCCACCAAUUAUUGGUGCUUUAACCAAUGAAAGAAAUGGAGUAGAAGAAUGGCGUAUUAUGUUCUGGUUAUCAGCAGGAGUAUUUUUUUCGGCAACAAUUCUAUUUUGGAUCUUUGGAUCUACACAAAUACAACCAUGGAACGACUUGAGCCAUUCUAAACCUACAGAAACAUUAGAAGAAGAGAAGCAAAUGACAGUAAUGGAAGUGCCGAUGAAAGAAUUACAGACUGAGAAUGAGGAGAAUGAACGUCUGUAA